This is a messenger RNA of Knipowitschia caucasica, 8931 nucleotides long. The record is from the annotation of a GenBank genome assembly. NCBI's taxonomy places the organism in Eukaryota, Metazoa, Chordata, Actinopteri, Gobiiformes, Gobiidae.
AUGAGGUGUGGCGAGAGCUACAGCGUCAGCGUCACGGGACAGGGCUACAUCUGCACCAGCCCGCCGCCGCCCUGGAAGCGCCUCACCGCCGCUCCAUGUCCACCCACCCUCCUCAGCGUUGACUCCUCCAGCAACUCCAGCGACGUGGUGGUGACCUGGCAGCCUUCAAAGGGAGCGUCCUCUUACCUCGCCGUGGCCCAGAAUGAAGCAGGGCGGAGCUGGAGCUGCGAAUCCCUGGACACCAAAUGUCAGAUCAAUGACCUACCCUGUGGUCAGACCUUCAGCGUCUACGUGUCCGGCCGCAACGGGGACUGUGUGGGAGGCAGGAGUAACCAGGAGAUCAUCCAAACAGCUCCCUGCGUGCCCCAAAACAUCACCACGAGCCUGAACUGCCCCACAGGCUCCCUCAAUGUCAGCUGGGACAUUCUGGGGACUAUGCCAAGAUCUAUUGAGUUUUAUGUAAUAAAUAAAACCGGAACGGUGAUCUACUGCGUUGACAUCGGCUGUCCUCCUGCCAUGCGUACAUGUAUUGUUCCAAACCAACCGUGUGGGCAGAGCUACGACGUGGCGCUGAAAUCUGUGGGGGCCACACGUAACAGUUCACGCAGCGCCCCGCAUCCCGUCACUACAGCGCCGUGCCCCGUGAAGAGCUUCGACACAGUGGUGGACUGCUCCUCUGGGGCGGUGUCUGUGUCCUGGCAGGACGGCGUGGAGGGGGCGCUGUACCAAGUGUCUGCAGAGGGCCCGGACGGGGAGCACGUCUGCAGCAGCUCAGCUGGGGGCUGCGAUCUGGAUGCUCUGCAGUGCGGCUCAAACUACAGCGUGACCAUCACACCGUCCCAGGACGGAUGUGUGGGCGCUCGGAGCGCGCCGCAAACUGUCACUACAGUGCCGUGUGUGCCGCAGCUGAAUGAAGUGGAGGUGGACUGUCUGACUACCGCCGUGUGGGUGACGGGCGCGCAGUCAGCCGGAGCACAGGAUUACCUCAUCACAGUCACGGACAGUGUGGGUGGCGUCCAGACGUUCCAGUGCGACUCCAUCUUAGAGAACAUGUGUUUCCUUCCUCCUCUUGCCUGCAGCCGGGACUUCAGCUUCAGUGUGCAGGCCCGUGACAGCCAGUGCUCCAGCGCAUACAGCAAUGCCAUGGAGGCAGAGACAGGCCCCUGCUCUCCCGUGGGCAUCAUCAGUAAAGCGGACUGUAACCAGAAUGUCGUCUCCAUCUCGUGGGACAGUGUUCCUGGAGCCGUGUCCUACACCGCCACACUGGAGGACUUUGCCGGAAAGACGGACUGCUGCACGUCCAGCAACAACACAUGUGACAUCAGCGGCCUGCCCUGUGGACACAUGUACGUCCUGCUGGUGACGGCGGAGGGCAGGGCCUGCAACAGCUCUGAGAGCAGGGAGAUGGCCCGCACAGCUCCAUGCGUGCCUGAGAAACUGGACUACAGUCUAAGCUGCAGCAGUAACGUGGCCUCGCUGUCAUGGAACCACAGCCUGGGUGGUCAGCUGUACCGUGUGAGCGCGUUGAGCCAGGACAACUACACCGACCAGUGCUCCAGCCACGAGAACCGCUGCGACCUCAGCCAGCUGCAGUGCGGUCAGACCUACACCGUCAACGUGGCCGCAGAGGACAUGGACUGCUCCAGUCGGCCCAGCCAGAGUGUGUCCAUCAAGACCAUUCCAUGCACGCCUCAGGACCUGUCCUCCUCCGUGGACUGUGGAGACAGAAGCUUGAUGGUCUCAUGGACGGACAGUGCUGGUGCUGACUCCUACAUCGCCCGAGUGGAGGACAGUUACGGCCAGAGCACCAGCUGCCAGGCCACAACAGAGGGCCAGUGCAGCCUCAAUGGCCUGGGCUGCGGAAACAUCUACCACGUUACCCUGGUGGCCUCGGACGGUUACUGCAACAGCCAGCCUACCGAUAUGGUUGACACUCCAUCAGCACCGUGCCAGCCUGAGCGGCUCAGUGCAGUGCUGGACUGUGGGCAGAGCUCGGCCCUGGUGUCCUGGUACCCGAGCGACGGGGCCCUUUUCUACAUCGUUACGGCCGUGGCCGACUCAGGCCAUGUGUCCGUCUGCCGCACUGACGACAGCACCUACUGCAGUCUGGAGCAGCUGGAAUGUGGGGACAGCUACUCCAUCCAGGUCCUGGCUGUGGGAGAGGCCUGCAACACCACUGCAGACAUGAGCGGGGUCUUGGACACCGAUCCUUGUGUCCCGGAGAUCUUGAGCACGGACUACAGCCUCUCCAUCGGACAGGUGCUGUGGGCCUCCACGGCCGGGGCAGACUACUACACUGUGGAGGCAGUGACGGACCAGGGCUUAAGCUCUCAGUGUGAAACCAACGAUACGUACUGUGCCCUCUACGACAUCCAGUGCAGUCAAACGUACAGGGUCAGCCUCACCGCCCGGAGCCAUAGCCAGUGCAGCGAAGGCGUCCAGUCCAACCAGAGCUCCUCCAUCACAUCAGAGCCGUGCCCGCCCCAGGAAGUCCAGGUCAGCGUAAAGUGCCAGACCAACAUGGGGGUCAUAAGCUGGGAGCCCAGUGUGGGGGCCCGGGCGUACGAGGCCAAGCUCUCAGGACGGAAUGGCCAAAUACUGCAGUGCUACACAGAGGAGACAUUCUGCCACGUGGAAGGGUUGGCGUGCGGCACCGUGUACUAUGUCGAGGUCAUCGCCGUUGGGGACAGACUGAACAGCUCUGGGUCAGACACGGCCACGCUCCACUCGGCUCCAUGCCCAGUGGAAAACGUCAUGGCAGAUCUCGAUUGUUACAACAACAGCGCAGCGGUCAGUUGGAGUCCGGCCUCAGGAGCCACUUCCUAUGAAAUAAUCGCUACAGCAGUGAGCGGUCAGCGGGUGUCGUGUGUGGGGAAUGAAACUGAGUGUGAGCUGGAGGCUCUGGAGUGUGGAGAGACCUACAGCAUCCAGGCCGUGUCCCGCAGCGAGGCGUGCGGGGUGGAGAUGGACACUGGGGUCACUGUCCAGACGCGCCCAUGUAAUCCGCAGCAUGUGGCCGUGGACUUGGAUUGUGGCGCAGCGACUGCCUCUGUGUUCUGGGAGGACGUGGAUGGAGUGGACAAAUACAAUGCCACAGCUGUGUCCAGUGAAGGGGUCACAUCGUACUGCAGCUCUGCCAUUUCCCCCUGCCUCUUCUCUGACCUCCAGUGUGGACAGUCCUACACGUUCUAUGUAGAAGCCAGCAGCGACCUGUGCUUCAGCGAGCCGAGUGAAACAGCAGAGGCACAAACAGGGCCUUGUCAGCCGAGUGGGCUGGAAGUUCUGGGCUCAUGCAACAACAACACAGUGGAGGUGGGCUGGUCCCCCGCAUCUGGCGCUGAGUGGUACACGGUGUAUGUCUCUGGGGACCUGGGAUACACCCUAUCUCUGCGCACAGACGACACGGUAACCACAGCAGAGCUGCCGUGCGGACAGAUGUACAACUUCAGCGUACGCGCACACGACAGCACCUGCUCCAGUGUCAUCAGCAACUUUGUGGAGAUGCAAAGAAGCCCAUGCAUGCCGGUGGCUGUGCAGAGCUACAUUGCCUGUGAAGACUCCAUUGGUGGCGUGAGCUGGGGCCCUGCUGAUGGCGCCGAGUACUACAUCGCCUUUGCCGUAGGGCUGAACGGCUCCUCCGAGGUCUGCACUACCAACGAGACCUGGUGCCAGUGGGACGACCUGAGCUGCGGGGAUUUCUACACCGUCUACGUCACAGCCCACAACGGGGAAUGCGACAGCGCCGAGAGCAACGAGACAACCAUCAGAACAGCUUCUUGUAUUCCUCAGAAUUUGGUGUCAACUUUCAACUGCUCCUUGAAGGUGGGCGAGCUGUCUUGGGAUGCCGUCACCACAGCAGAUUACUACAUUGCGACCGCAGAGAGCAACAGUGGGCACAGGAUGCAGGUCAGCACCAACGACACGUGGGCAUUCUUCUCCGAGUUCUCCUGUGGGGAGGAGUACUUUCUGUCUGUGCAGUCUGUGGAUGAUCACUGCACCAGCAAGCACAGCCCCACCUCCAAGCUGCAGUCAGAGCCCUGUCCUCCCAUGGGCGUGAGCAGCUUCAUGAACUGUGUGGCCAACAUCGCAGUUGUGUCCUGGAACAGCUCUGCGGGGGCCGACUACUACACUGCCACAGUGACGUCUGAAGAGGGCACGUCCCACACUUGUUGGUCUGACGGGGAGGAGCAGUGCGGCAUCCCCAACCUCCGCUGUGGACACAACUACAGCGUUAGUGUGGUGGCCUCCAACAAAGCCUGCAAUUCAGAGCCCAGCCAAGAGGGCCAGCUCAAGUCAACUCCGUGCGUCCCCACCGACGUCCAGGUGAUGAUGGACUGCGGCGACAACAGCGCCCUGGUGUCAUGGUCCGCCAGCGAGGGUGCACUGAGGUACACGGUGAUGGCCCAGGGCUCCAACGGCUCCGUGUCCAGCUGUGAGACCGCUGGGCUGUCCUGCACCCUGGCCGACCUGCAGUGUGGUCAGCAGUACAGUGUGCAGGUCGUGGCCCGGGACGAGAUCUGUGCCAGUCUGCCCAGCCCGGCCACGUCCUUCCCCUCAGUUCCUUGCACUCCGGACAUGGGUUCUGUGGCAAUAGAUUGCGGCACUGACACGUUCCUCGCUGAUUGGCUAUUCUCCGAGGGCGCAGAGAAUUACACAGUCACUGCGCUGUCGGCCAAUGGUGACGUGUCCAGCUGCAGUUCUUCUUAUCCAACAAACUGUGAGCUGAGCAGCCUGAAGUGUGGCCAGCUCUACAACGUGAGUGUGGCGGCCACCAACCGCCUGUGCAGCAGCCCUCCCAGUGACGGGGUGCAGGCCUACUCAGCCCCUUGCCCUUCCCAGGGCCUGAGCUGCUCUCUGAACUGCCUCUCGAACACCAUCAGUGUGGGGUGGCAGCAGAGUACAGACGUGGACUUCUACCAGGUGGAGGCACUGGGGGUGGAGGAAGAUACAGCCAGCUGCACCUCCACCUCUGACUCUUGUGUCCUGGAUGAGCUCCGCUGCGGCUUCACCUACAACAUCAGCCUCACGGCCUACAACCCUGUCUGCAAUGUGUCCAGCCCCGUCAUCCAGCAGCUCUCAGGUACUCCAGCCCCGUCAUCCAGCAGCUCUCAGGUACUCCAGCCCCGUCAUCCAGCAGCUCUCAGGUACUCCAGCCCCGUCAUCCAGCAGCUCUCAGGUACUCCAGCCCCGUCAUCCAGCAGCUCUCAGGUACUCCAGCCCCGUCAUCCAGCAGCUCUCAGGUACUCCAGCCCCGUCAUCCAGCAGCUCUCAGGUACUCCAGCCCCGUCAUCCAGCAGCUCUCAGGUACUCCAGCCCCGUCAUCCAGCAGCUCUCAGGUACUCCAGCCCCGUCAUCCAGCAGCUCUCAGGUACUCCAGCCCCGUCAUCCAGCAGCUCUCAGGUACUCCAGCCCCGUCAUCCAGCAGCUCUCAGGUACUCCAGCCCCGUCAUCCAGCAGCUCUCAGGUACUCCAGCCCCGUCAUCCAGCAGCUCUCAGGUACUCCAGCCCCGUCAUCCAGCAGCUCUCAGGUACUCCAGCCCCGUCAUCCAGCAGCUCUCAGGUACUCCAGCUCCGUCAUCCAGCAGCUCUCAGGUACUCCAGCCCCGUCAUCCAGCAGCUCUCAGGUACUCCAGCCCCAUCAUUCAGCAGCUCUCAGGUACUCCAGCCCCGUCAUCCAGCAGCUCUCAGUACUCCAGCCCCGUCAUCCAGCAGCUCUCAGGUACUCCAGCCCCGUCAUCCAGCAGCUCUCAGGUACUCCAGCCCCGUCAUCCAGCAGCUCUCAGGUACUCCAGCCCCAUCAUUCAGCAGCUCUCAGGUACUCCAGCCCCGUCAUCCAGCAGCUCUCAGGUACUCCAGCCCCGUCAUCCAGCAGCUCUCAGGUACUCCAGCCCUGUCAUUCAGCAGCUCUCAGGUACUCCAGCUCCGUCAUUCAGCAGCUCUCAGGUACUCCAGCCCCAUCAUUCAGCAGCUCUCAGGUACUCCAGCCCCGUCAUCCAGCAGCUCUCAGGUACUCCAGCCCCGUCCUUCAGCAGCUCUCAGAAUGUGCGCGCCGAGUUAGACUGCGAGACACGAGACGUGCAGGUGACAUGGCAGACCACCAAGGGGGCACUCAGCUACAGGACGGUGGCCCAGAGCGCGGGCGGCUUCAUCGAGGUGUGCAACAGCAGCGUCACAUGGUGCUCCUUCACCCAGCUGGCCUGCGACAUGAACUACACCUUCACCGUCGUGGCCUCAGACGACCAGUGCAGCAGCCACGCCAGCGACGCCGUAGAGCUGUACACAGGUCCCUGUGAUCCUCAGAGUGUCAUGGCCAGUAUAGUGUGUGAGAACAACACUGGGCUGGUGUCCUGGGAGGAGGCCGAUGGAGUGAGCUCAUACUCUGUCCACGGCCACGGCCCUGAUGGUCACGCGCCCUCAUGCAUCACCGAGGGAACCAGCUGCCGGCUGGACAACAUGCACUGUGGACAGACCUACAACCUCACGGUCACUGCCAACGAUGGUACCUGCGAUAACAGCCAGAGCCACCUCACUCUGGACUCAGCCCCGUGCAGUCCGACAAACGUCGGUGUGUCGUUUCUGUGCGCCUCCCGUACCGGUGCAGUCACGUGGGAGCAGGCCAGUGGGGCCAGCUCGUACACAGCCACGGCCGUAUCAGCAGACGGCAGCCACACCUCCACAUGCACCAACAACCAGACGUACUGCGAUCUGAGCGACCUGCAGUGCGGCACCCUCUACAGCGUCAGUGUGCGCGCCUCACAUGGGUCCUGCUCCAGCGGCGAGAGCGCGGCAGACACCGUGCGCACAGCUCCUUGCCCUCCAGAGGACGUACAGGUGACUGAGCAGUGUGCCGCUGAAUCCAUGACUGUGUCCUGGACUCCAAACCCGGACGCAGACUACUUCACCGUGGCCGGCCUCAGCAGCAGCGGAGAGAGACUGAGCUGUAACACCACAGCUGUGUCCUGCCUCUUCAGCAGCCUGCCCUGUGGUCAGACCUACCGCAUUAAUGUGACCACGCACAGGAACAACUGCCCCAGCACCGCCAGCAACACCCUGACCACCAGCUCAGCCCCUUGCGUCCCCACAGACAUCCGAGGGAACCUGGACUGUGUGACCAACUCUGCCUGGAUCUCAUGGACUGAGUCAGAGGGAGCCACCGUGUACUCAGUGUUGGCUCAAGCCGUGGGAACAGAACACAACUCGUCCUGCUCCUCGACCACUUCCCCGUGCAGCGCCCCAGACCUUCUCUGUGGCACGCUGUACAACAUAAAGCUCACGGCCCAGAACCAGUACUGCUCCAGCCGGCCCGCGGCCAGCUUCCAGCUCGAGACAGCCCCGUGCGCUCUCACCUCGAUCGAUGCACUGACCCAGUGCGACAGCAGCGUCAUCACGGUGCAGUGGCAGAUGUCUGAAAACACGCCCGUGUACGUGGUCACUGCCGAGGGCCACGACAUGAGCCUCAUCCUCUGCAACAGCACCACAGACUCCUGCCAGCUCCAAGACGCCAAGUGUGGCAUGCAGUACAGCGUCAUCGUGUCCACCAGCUCUGACAAGUGCAGCAGCCGCCGCAGCCCACCCACCAAGGUCCACACUGCUCCUUGCGCUCCUCAGAAUGUGACAGCGGUGCAGGUGUGCGGCGCUGGUGGAUUGGCCGUGUCCUGGGACCUGUCCCAUGUGGCCAGUGACUACAGAGUGGAGGUGACCGGAGAGGACUUCAGUGACACCUGCAACACCAGCUUCGGUAACUGCACCCUGAGCGCACUGCCGUGUGGAGCGGACUUCCAGGUGGUCGUCUACGCUCUGACGCAGAACUGCACCAGCCCUGGGACAACGGUGACCUACACCUCUGGCCCAUGCCCUCCAUCCGGCCUCACACUGGCCUAUGACUGUGAAAGCCUCUCUGCUGCCCUCUCCUGGGACUCCAGCGAAGGUGCUGCGCGCUACUUUGUCAGUGCUCAGACUGGACAAGACACUCCCCAAUACUGCUCCAGCACAGGGCUGUCCUGCACCAUCUCGGAUCUCGUCUGCGGACACAACUACUCCUUUAUUGUGGAGGCCUCCGAUAAUGUUUGCAACAGCUCCUUUGGGACCCCGAUAGUAGCAGGAGCAGUCCCCUGCGCCCCAGAGGGCAUCAUGGUGCGCAUGCAGCUGAUGGAGGGUCGCUUCUGGGCCAUGAUCUCCUGGGAGCCCGUCUCCUGUCAGCCAGUGGAGUACCAGGUGAUCAUCGUGGGGCACAUCAACGACGAUGUCCAGACCCAGAUGCACAUGACCUCGUACUGGCAUGAGCGGCCCUACUACGAGACGCCCGUGCCCGACAGCUCUACCUACAAGAUCAACGUGUAUGCACGCAACGCGGCGGGAGUCAGCGAUCCCAGCUACACCAAGACUGGAAGCACAGUCCCGGCCACCCCUACAAAUGUGGUCUACAACCAACUCACCUCAGAGCUGUCCUGGGACGCCUCUGUGCUGGCUGACUACUACAGCGCAUCCACGGUGGACGGGGUUGGACUGUGUGAGACCGCUUUACUCUCCUGCAUUGCCACUGCAGAUCCUGCUGACAUCAGACUGACUGCAAGCAACUCAGCUGGGAGAAGUCUGCCAGCUGCCCCCACAGUUCAAGCACGCAGGAGAAGAGCCCUGUUUGACAUGGACAUUAACACAGACCAAAAAUUAUCCAGUCCCACGGUGGUCAGCACAAGCCUGCACAACACCUCGCUCACGGUCACAUGGACCCCUGUGGACAGAGCUGCAGAGUACGUCGUCAUGGUGACGAGGCAUAACGGCCAGCCUCGGACCCACAACGUCUACGCCCCCCAGACAGAGCUGUCCGUGAACGGCCUCAGGCGCAACACGCAGUACUGCCUCCAGGUGGCAGCAAAGAACAAUCUGAGUCAGAGCGCCUACUCCAAGCCCCCCACGUGCACAUCCACCUGA